This is a messenger RNA of Hippocampus comes (tiger tail seahorse), 776 nucleotides long. Its product is annotated as dual specificity protein phosphatase 13. The transcript has 4 exons. Gene Ontology annotation, cellular component: cytoplasm. The record is from RefSeq and is a predicted model, not a curated record. NCBI's taxonomy places the organism in Eukaryota, Metazoa, Chordata, Actinopteri, Syngnathiformes, Syngnathidae. Bases 23 to 760 code for a protein of 245 amino acids. Gene Ontology annotation, molecular function: protein tyrosine/serine/threonine phosphatase activity; MAP kinase phosphatase activity. Gene Ontology annotation, biological process: protein dephosphorylation; negative regulation of MAPK cascade.
UCUCGCAUUGCAGGAGUGUUUCAUGCCUUCUACUUUCACAACCAGGCAACAGCAAACAGGAAAUGGCAAUAACCAACAACAGCAGACAAGAGGAGCCACAAACGUCUCUUGGGAGGGUUUAAAAAAACAUCUCCUUUGCUUUAUCAUGAGUGGUGUGCCACCAGUGAAAUGCGACACUGAAGACUCCGGGAAUGAUUAUGUGAGAGAAGAUGGCACAGACGGUGAGCAUUCGACAACAGAGCUCUCUCUCAAGGAGCUGGUGGAGGUUUUACAUGCAGCGCCUCACUCCUGUCGUCAUGGAGAUGAGGUGUGGCCCAACCUAUACCUGGGAGACAUGUUCAUGUCUCAUGAUAAAUUCCGACUGUGGACGCUGGGCAUCACUCACGUGCUGAAUGCAUCACAUGGUAAACUAUGUUGCAAAGGCAGCGAUGACUUCUACGGAACCACGGUGAAAUACUACGGCGUGCCAGCCAAUGACCUGCCCACAUUUGACAUUUCACCUUUCUUCUACCCUGCUGCUGCCUUCAUCGACCGCGCUCUGACGUCAGGAGGAAGGAUACUGGUGCACUGCGCUGUGGGUGUGAGUCGCUCAGCCACGUUGGUCCUUGCUUACCUGAUGAUUCACCAUCACCUCACACUCCUGUCUGCCAUAAAGUGUGUGCAGCAAAAACGCUGGAUCUUUCCAAACAGAGGCUUCCUGCAGCAGCUUAUGCUCCUCCAGCAAACCCUGCAGAGCAAAGGAGAGACCGUACCAGAAUAAAAGUCCAUCAAAUACU